Aureobasidium uvarum is the source of this 546-nucleotide messenger RNA. NCBI's taxonomy places the organism in Eukaryota, Fungi, Ascomycota, Dothideomycetes, Dothideales, Saccotheciaceae. The record is from the annotation of a GenBank genome assembly.
AUGGCUCCCUACUUUAGGUAUGACCUCACGAUCUCUAGUCCUAUAACCAUGCAAUUAACCCCUUGUCCCAGCCCUAGAGAUCGUCACUCCACCCAAGACAAAGGUCCCAAGUCGCCUCGUCUGCGCCUGACUCCAGUCGAACAAGUCAACAUCUGCACUGAGAUCGCAAGCGUAGGUCUCCUUUUCGCAACCCCCACACCCCUAACUCACAAUACUAUAGNNCUCAGAGCCCAGAUCUCCAAGCGCAACGACAAGAUUGAGAACUACAGAUCUCUGCACGAUGAACAUAUUUCCAGUAUCCAGACCAACAUCACGCCUUACACUCGCCGUCAGAUUGAGCAUGCAGAGGCUGGUAGAGGCGUUCGCAGAGGCAGUCAUUACCAGAUGCACCUCAUGAUGAACUUGAGAAUCAGAGUGCAGUUUCUCAGAGACAUGAUUGAUCAGUGGAUGGCUGAGAAUGCAGGUGAUGAGCUCAAGAUCGAACAGUUGAAGAAGGCAUUGGGCAACGAUGAGGAUGGUUCGGAGAAUGGCGAGGAUGGUCACUGA